AUGAUUAUUCCAGGACGUACCUCGUCUCAUACGCGGCCUCCGACCCUACCCGCCCAUCGACAUCAUACGCUCGACAAUUCUGCUGCGUUGCGUACCCAAGCCUUCGCCGAUUCAGCCCUCCAGCCGGCCGGCCCGUUGAUGCUCGUCAUUGACAACACCGCUGAUCGAGAGACCCAACUGUACCUCUGUGAGCUCCCAUGCGCCCAGACGCGUCCGAGGUCGACAUUUCAACUGCGGCCACGACAAGCAAGCUACUCUCCCAAAUCGUCGCCCGUUGCGCCCGCCGCGCCCGGCCCGCCGGAAACCGCCUUGCGCCUGUUGAAAUCGGCGCGGCCGCCAGGAGAUCUGCCGGGCUCAAAGUCGUGA
Molecule: messenger RNA, 366 nt
Organism: Peniophora sp. CBMAI 1063
Lineage: Eukaryota; Fungi; Basidiomycota; Agaricomycetes; Russulales; Peniophoraceae
Source: the annotation of a GenBank genome assembly